This is a messenger RNA of Tripterygium wilfordii, 2157 nucleotides long. Its product is annotated as eukaryotic translation initiation factor 3 subunit L-like. NCBI's taxonomy places the organism in Eukaryota, Viridiplantae, Streptophyta, Magnoliopsida, Celastrales, Celastraceae. Gene Ontology annotation, biological process: translational initiation. Gene Ontology annotation, cellular component: eukaryotic translation initiation factor 3 complex; cytoplasm. Bases 163 to 1722 code for a protein of 519 amino acids. The transcript is spliced from 7 exons. The record is from RefSeq and is a predicted model, not a curated record. Gene Ontology annotation, molecular function: translation initiation factor activity.
UAGUCACCUGUAAACUGUAAUCUCUCUAAACCCUAAUCUCACCGUCUUCAUCAAAUCUCCAGUCGUUAAGCGUUACAGCCAUUUUGGCUCCUCAAUCUGAUACUCCCAGAGCUUCGCCGUCUCUUGCAUUCGGUCUGUGAUACCUGCAACAGCCUAUCAACCAUGGCGACCAAUUACGAGUACGACGAAGCAGCGGGCACCUUCGAUGAACAGCGUCAAGACCUGGGUUACGACCCCAACUUCGUUCCUGACUCCGUGAAAUCAUUCGUUGUGCACCUCUACCGCUACAUCAGGGAGAAGAAUGUCUACGAGAUCGACCAGAUGUACGAGACGUCGUUCCAGAACCUCUCGGAGCGCUUGUUCAAGGACACUCCCUGGCCCUCUGUCGACGCCGUCUCAGUCUACGUCGACAACGACCACGUCUUCUGCCUUCUCUACCGGGAGAUGUGGUAUCGCCACUUGUACGCACGGCUCUCGCCGACGCUUCGCCAGCGGAUCGACAGCUGGGACAACUACUGUAGUCUCUUCCGUGUUGUUCUGCACGGUGUCGUCAAUAUGCAGUUGCCUAACCAGUGGCUUUGGGACAUGGUUGAUGAGUUUGUCUACCAGUUUCAGUCUUUCUGCCAAUACAGGGCAAAGAUGAAGAACAAGACCGAGCAGGAAAUUGCCCUUUUGAAGCAGCACGACCAGGCUUGGAAUGUGUAUGGAGUGCUGAACUUCUUGCAAGCACUUGUGGAGAAGUCUACGAUUAUUCAAAUACUUGAGCAGGAGAAGGAGGGUCUUGAACAAUUUACUGCCACUGAUGGGUACGAUUACAAUGGUGGGAGCAAUGUCUUAAAGGUGUUGGGUUAUUUCAGCAUGGUGGGUUUGCUACGAGUUCAUUGUCUUUUGGGUGACUAUGAUACUGGUCUGAGGCGCUUACAGCCUAUCGACAUCAGUCAACAAGGUGUUUUUACCAGUGUUAUAGGAAGCCACAUAACUACCAUCUAUCAUUAUGGGUUUGCCAACCUUAUGUUGCGGAGGUAUGUGGAGGCCAUUCGUGAAUUCAAUAAGAUUCUUUUAUACAUAUUCAAGACCAAGCAAUAUCAUCAGAAGUCUCCACAGUAUGAGCAGAUACUUAAGAAGAAUGAGCAGAUGUAUGCAUUGUUGGCAAUUUGUCUUUCCCUUUGCCCUCAGGUGAACCUUGUUGAUGAGACCGUGAACACUCAGCUGCGUGAGAAGUAUGGUGAAAAAAUGACCAGAAUGCAGAGGUGUGAUGAUGAUGCAUUCAUUAUCUACGAUGAGCUCUUCUCAUAUGCAUGCCCUAAGUUCAUCACCCCCUCUGCUCCUAGUUUUGAGGAACCUCGUGUAAAUUACAAUCAGGAUGCCUACAGAUUGCAGUUGAAGCUGUUUCUUUAUGAAGUGAAGCAACAACAGUUGUUAUCAGGUGUUCGCACCUUCCUGAAAGUGUAUUCUACCAUCUCUCUUGCAAAGCUUGCAAAUUACAUGAAUGUUGAUGAGCCCGCUCUCAGGACUAUCUUGAUGACAUACAAGCACAAGACACAUGUUGUUGACUCCAAUGGGAAGACUAUCUCAAAUGCUGAUAUGGAAUUUUACGUUGAUGAUGACAUGGUUUACGUCAGGGAAUUUAAACCAGCAAAGCGCUAUGGUGAUUUCUUCUUGCGACAAAUUGUCAAGCUUGAAGGGGUGAUCAAUGACAUAGACCGGGUAAAGCUGGAGUGAUAUGCCGGACUUCCUCAAAUUUGAACAGCCAGUUACUCCUUUAAUUUGAGAGAAAUUUUGUUUGUUUAUUAGAGAGGACCACCUUUUCAAUUACUUCUAUAUUGCGUUGUGAGGUGCUCAAGGAAUCUGUAGAGGUUGCUAAUCCCGCCUUAUCUCAAGCAUGCUUUGUCAGAUGUGAUAAAGAUAUACAUGUUGGGGGAAGCUCGCUGAUUGUGGAAGUUUAUAUAGUUUUAAGGUAGAAAUGGUUUUUAUUUAGUGGAGGAGUAAUUUAUUUAAGGAAAAGUAGUGAAAAAUGUGUCUUGCUAUCAAAAAUCUCAUAUACUAAGAUUUUAUUGCUGAAAUGCAGUAUUUGACUUGAGUGAUCAGCGGUACUGAUGUGCACUUGACUGCUUAUUGGGUUAUGACAGCAUAAACGCAAACCAAAAUUCCUCAAUU